Megalopta genalis is the source of this 4982-nucleotide messenger RNA. RefSeq names its product mitogen-activated protein kinase kinase kinase 4 (gene Mekk1). Gene Ontology annotation, biological process: MAPK cascade; protein phosphorylation. NCBI's taxonomy places the organism in Eukaryota, Metazoa, Arthropoda, Insecta, Hymenoptera, Halictidae. Gene Ontology annotation, molecular function: ATP binding; protein kinase activity. The record is from RefSeq and is a predicted model, not a curated record.
UACUGUAGUGGCAGAGAGUACGGUAUAUAAAAGAAAUUUAGUAAAAUUCUUACACUUCGUCUCCGAUUAUUUUUGCCUCGAAAAGAUGAAUUUUUCACGCGAAUUUGAAACCUCAGCAACGUCGAUCCGAUUACUCUGGCAAUGCAUCGCGUAACGUUAGAAUUCGCCGACGAGCAAAAAAGGAUCGUGCAGCCCUACCAGCGAAUUCGACGAGUCGAUUCAAGCGAUGUGCGAUAUUUACGGACAGACACCUCCGAGGACUCGGAUGAGUCGUAAGAAGAGAUACAUGAAACAGAAACUGAAUGGAGGGGAUCUCAAAUCGGUGGAGAAGGAAUCGCCGUGUUGCAAAGUAACGAUCCGCAGAAGGAACACUUUGGACAACAUUAUUUUUAAUGAGAUGUGCGACAAAGCAGAUCGGGAUUACGAGGACGAGGUGAAUCUCGAUGUGAGCAAAGAGGGCAGCCGAAAAUGCAAGCGGAGUUUGAAAUUGCUGCGCGGCAACGAGAGGGACUUAAAGCUUGAUAUGGAGGCGGCUUUCAAUUAUGCAGAAAAGUCGGAUCAUUACCAAGUGUCUACACCGAAUCACAUAAAGAUCGAAACUAGAAAUAGAUUCCGGUGUCUGCGGUCAAAGCCCGUUGACGUCGAGGAAAAGAGGUUUCCACAUGAACUCCUCGAGCAAAGCAUGAUCCUAGAUAAUACGACGUCGGUCGCACAAUCGCCAAAAACGUCGAGUUUUAAGGAACGAGAAAAAUUUCACGACACGUUUUCUAUUCUCAUAAAGUUGGGGAGCACGGAACGCAAUUGUCGUCGUCAGAUGAGUCAUGAAGAAACUCGAUGGCAAAAUGAGUGGAAGGAUUUAAUAUGGCUGGAACUACAAGCUCAUCAUGCAGAUCGUAGUUCAAUGGCUCAAGAUGAGUACUUAUGUAGGCAACGAGAAGCUGUGGAAGGAUUACUUAAAGAAAUAAUGGAAUAUAGAUACAAUCCUUUCGCUACUGUUAAGGAUAAUUCCGGGCUUUGGGGCAACGUUAGUAAUACAUGUACGGACCGUGUAACGAAUUGUAACGUUAGUCCAAACAUAGAAUUUAGUACCUGUCCAGGAUGUCUUUCGAUGUAUUGCAGAGCUUGUGCCAAAGCACAAGGAGAAGCUUUACAACAAAUAGAAGGACUAUUAGCUAGACUGGACGCAGCUGAAGCUCUUUAUCCUUCUUCCCAAGCUUUGGGUGCACAAUAUCCGUUAUAUAAAAGUUCAGAGUUCACUGGAAGAGUGAAAGCAAUGUGCCUUUGGUACAAUAUGACUAAACACCAUCGGCUUAAGUUACAAAUAUUGGGGAAAUUGCUAAUGAUGUCACAUAGUAAGAAAAAGAUUGACGACGCUGUAGAUUCUGGGAUUAGUUCACGAAGUUCGGAUACCGUGGACUCUUCGGAGCAGCGACAAACUUUGGUCAGAUUCGAGGUAUCCAAUCAGCAAGAGGAUAGUACCAGUCCUUCCGACAGCAACAAUAGUAACAAUUCUUCAGCUGGAAUAUCGGUUGGACAGUCUUGGCCAUCCACUCCCGAAUCAUCUUUUACAUGUACAGACGACGAGAAAUCUGAUAGAUUCGAUUUUUAUUUGGUCGAAUUCGAUCGACAAGCUUAUAGAAAAUACAUCGAGGAUGUAUUGAAAACUAGAGGCCUUGGAAAAAGUCUGAAUUUUCUUGAGAGAUUACACACAUCUAUUUUGAGAAAAGCAAGACUGACAUUAGAAAAAUGUGAUAUAAGUGAGUCGAGUAAUUUAAACGAAGAAUACGAAGGUGAUAUGCAAUUGCGUAGAUAUGGAGUAUGGAGUCCUGUGGCUAGAGAACUGAAUCUUCCGUCGUAUAGGGCCGCCUUUGUGUUUCUUUCACGAGUACCAUUGGACGUGGUUCAUGAAUUUCUGAGGAUGAGAUUGGAGCAAAAGCCGGAACAACCUAGUCCAUUGUCUGUUCGGCAACUUAUGCGUGAACUUAGGGAAGGUCUUAGAAUUGCAUGCAUUCAUCGUGAUAGAUUCGCUGCACAUUCUAGCGCGGCAGUUGCUGGCGAUGAUAAUAGUUACGAAUAUUUAUUCCAAGAGGAUGUCAGGGACUUUGAUGAAAGUUUGAAGGCUGUGUUCGAAGUGUAUCUUGACUAUUUACAACAAUGGGUGGAUAUGGUACAACAUGAUAGUUUCCACAAAAAUUUAAUAAUGGACGAAUGGAUUUUCGUGAAAUCCAUUGCCGGAAAAAUAUUAGAUGGUUAUGAAAUUGCUGGUGCCAAGUUCUGCGAAAUUGCAAGAACGAUGAUUAAACAAGUUAAAGAAUUUCUGAACGAGAGACCUCGAGAAAUUAAAGAAAGUACAGAGGAGUGGAGCGACGAAGACUGGACAAAUAAAUUUCAGUUAAUGUAUGUUGGACGAGAGUGGCAAGGGAUGUUUGUCGAAGCACGAGAGAAGAUUGUAAAGAGUGUCACAUUGGCUAGAUGUUUGCAACGUGACAUUAAAAAUUGGUCUGUUUUCAAUAAAAAGUUAGAAGAAUCCCUAACAGCUUUAAAAGAAACUGUAAUGGAUCUCCGUCACCAGAUAACGAAUGUUAUUGAAAAUUUCGAACGUGAUCUUGAGCAAGCGGAAGAGCCAAAAGCUGAAUGCGACGCAUUUGCCAUGCGAUCGAGAAUAAGAGAAAUACUUCACCAGGCUUAUCGAAUGGGUUUCGACUAUUAUAAAGAAACCUGCAAAUUAUUUACAACGGGAGAGAAAGCUGUACUAGCGCGAGGAUUAGUCAUUUUUGCACUUUUGUGGAUGGAAUUUGUUAGGACUAGGUGUGAAAGAGGAAGAGGUUUGAGGCCUAGAUGGGCGAACCAAGGAUUAGAAUUUUUAAUUACAGUAUGCGAACCUCAUAAUACUAAGCACUUGACCGAUGAAGAGUUUGAAGAAUUGAAGACAUCUAUGGACAGCUGUAUAUCUCAUGUCGUUGGAACUGCUAGUCCCGCAACGAACAUAGAAACAGAACAUUUAAGAAGGUUGUCACGCUCAAGAGCUACGUCACCUUGCCACAGUAGGAGUCGGACAGCGAGUUUAAGUCUUUCUCAAAAGCCACGAGAUAUUCUUAAGUCUCCAGACAUAACGCAAAAUACGAAGAAGGCAACUUCACCAACCGCAGUCGACGGAAACGUAGCAGUGAUUUUAAAUACCUCAGAUCGUAGUAUAUCCAGACAGGAGAGAGUCACGCGUGCUAUGAAAAAGGUAGAUUCUGAAAUUGACGAAAGACUAAGGAGUCGUGAACUUAUCGGACAAAUUACGGAUAGAAAAGCUGUUGAUAGAGUCCGUAUCAAAGCUAGACGAGUUACUUUUACUUGGCAAAGAGGCAUUAAAAUAGGCCAAGGAAGAUUUGGUAAAGUAUACACCGUAGUUAAUAACCAGACCGGUGAACUGUUAGCCAUGAAAGAAGUACAAUUGCAACCGGGAGACCACAGAGCAAUUCGACGAGUUGCCGAAGAACUGCAAAUAUUUGAAGGGAUCCAGCAGAAACAUUUGGUUAGAUAUUAUGGCUUAGAAAUUCAUCGGGAAGAGAUGUUAAUUUUUAUGGAAUUCUGCGCUGAAGGAACCUUAGAAAGUUUAAUAGCAGGUAGUGGAACUGGUUUGCCAGAGUCAUUAGCUAGAAAAUAUACUCACCAGCUUCUUUCAGCCGUAGCGGUUCUUCAUUCUCAUGGAGUAGUACAUCGCGAUAUUAAAACUGCAAAUAUAUUUUUAACCGAUGAGGGUAAUUGCUUGAAACUUGGUGAUUUCGGUAGUGCAGUGCAAAUUAAAGCGCAUACUACUAUGCCUGGUGAAUUGCAAGGUUUCGUUGGCACUCAAGCAUACAUGGCACCGGAAGUAUUUAUGAAGUCAGAAACGGGUGGUCAUGGUAGAGCAGCUGACAUUUGGUCAGUUGGUUGUUGUGUAAUAGAAAUGUCCAGUGGACGGAGACCAUGGUCAGAUUAUGAUUCUAAUUAUCAAAUAAUGUUUAAGGUGGGAAUGGGCGAGACGCCAGCAUUACCAAAAAAUCUGUCCGUCGAAGGAGUUGAUUUAGUAAACAAAUGUUUACAACACGAUCCAAAGAAAAGAUUAACCGCAAAUGCCUUGCUCGCACUACCGUUUGCUCGAGCAUACGAAGAUGUAAAUGCUGAUUUAACGGUACCGCGUCAGCAAAUAUAAAAUGUCAUUUUAAUUGUAGAGUCUUUCGGUUUGAAAGAACGGAGAAUCUUGUAUCAUCGUUAUCACCUGCAUCAGGUUAAAUAUAUUGUUGAUUAGUUUAACAUGAAAAGUACUUUUCACCCACCAAAUUUUUUUUACUUAUUUGAGAAAUCUUUCCCAAAAGUUUAUCUCGAUAAUUUUAGAGUUCCUAAUGAAAUCGUCGCAUGUAAAGUAGGCCCGUGUUUUAUUAAACAAAAAUUUAUUAACUAUAAAGUACAAAAUUUAGUCAUUCAGUAUUAAGACAAGGAGAGACAUGUUUUCAGGAACAUUCCGAAGUGCGGAACAAAAUUGUUUCACAAAACAUUCGCAAACAUAUCAAGAAUUGUAUAUUUCUGAAAAAUUUAAAUUGUAUCGUUGCUUCUUCUUAGUCGAAUAACGCACCGAAACUGUAAAGCAAACGUUACAUUGUAAAUAGGAUAAAAUCGAAGCGGAACGUGGUGUUACAAUAGUGUUUAUUUUUGCACAAAGAAACAUACACAUGAUACAACAUACUUUCAAUUGUUUAAUUACGGAGGUAUGCCGUGUAUACUUUCCGUGUGAACGGAAAGCGAUAUGUGCUUACGAGUUUUGAAUAACCGUUAGACAUAUUGAUUACGAAGACGACUAUGCAUGUAUAUUCUGUGAUCGAUCCGUUUUGUUGCGAUUCCGAGAUCAUCUAUAAUUGUUGUCCGACAUAGGUAGUAGCGUAUAAUUUCAUUGUAACAACAGUAGUCUUCGUUCAAUAAUAAUGUUUGAAAUAAAGUUCAGCUGAACUUCCGAA